AUGGAUUCCGAGAGCAAGACAUCACCGAACUCCAAAAACACUCCAGCAAACCCCCCCUCCGACCCAGGCCUCAAACAUGGCAUCUCCAUGCAAAUCAUCCGCUCCCUCCUACUGGCUGCCUGGUUCGAAUGCAUCAUCUUCGCCAUCUUCGCAACCCAACUCAUCGGCUCCCCGCUCUACAUAAUCAACAAAGAUUACUACUACACCUACAUGGCCUACACAAAGCAAAGUUUCGGACUAGCAAUCACCGCCCUAACACAAUGGGCAGCACCGACUCUAUUCCGCGUCAGCGGCGACGCAAGCGUAAGAGGCCAACUCCAUCUAUCAGAUGACGGUCUACUACGCACUCAAUUCCCAGAACGACUGGUCAUGAUCGCCAACCACCAGGUCUACACUGAUUGGAUAUAUCUGUGGUGGUUUGCCUAUACGAAUUCCAUGCAUGGACGUAUUUUUAUUAUCAUGAAGGAAUCGCUCAAGUAUAUCCCCGUCGUGGGUCAGGGAAUGAUGUUCUACGGCUUUAUCUUUAUGGCCAGGAAAUGGGUCUCCGAUAAACCGAGAUUGCAGUAUCGAUUGCAGAAAUUGAAGUCCAAACAUCAGGGUUCACAGUCUGGUCAGCCGAAUUUUGAUCCGAUGUGGUUGCUUAUUUUUCCAGAGGGAACGAAUCUUUCGAAUAAUACUAAGCGAAAGAGUGAUGAGUUUGGCGCUAAGCAGGGUUAUCCUCCUUUUAAGCAUCAGAUUUUGCCCAGGUCGACGGGCUUGUUCUUUUGUUUGCAGCAGUUGAAAGGGACGGUGGAUUGGGUUUAUGACAGUACUAUUGCUUAUGAAGGGCCACCAAACGGCAGCUACCCCGAUAAAUACUUCACCCUCCGCACAACAUAUCUCCAAGGAAGACCGCCAACCUCUGUGAACGUGCACUGGCGACGAUUCGCAGUAGCAGACAUCCCCCUCGAAGAUCAGAAAGAGUUCGACGCCUGGCUCCGAGCCCGAUGGGCCGAGAAGGAUGCGUUGAUGGAUCAGUAUUUCGAGACUGGGAGAUUUCCAUCCGAGCUGGCUGGCACGAUCGAAGCUAAGAAUCCCACCGCCGAGCAGAAGGUGGCUCUUGAGGCUGGAUUUGUGGAAUCUCAUGUUCGCUUGCACCACUGGAUUGAACUUGGUUUGAUCUUUAUGGUGCUGGUUGGUGCGGCGUUGCUUUGUCGGCUUGUUCUUGGGUGA
This is a messenger RNA of Penicillium waksmanii, 1212 nucleotides long. Its product is annotated as lysophospholipid acyltransferase family protein. Gene Ontology annotation, cellular component: endomembrane system. Lineage: Eukaryota; Fungi; Ascomycota; Eurotiomycetes; Eurotiales; Aspergillaceae. The record is from RefSeq and is a predicted model, not a curated record. Gene Ontology annotation, molecular function: acyltransferase activity. The transcript is spliced from 3 exons. Bases 1 to 1212 code for a protein of 403 amino acids.